AUGAAGAUGGAAGAAGUAGAGAGAGAAGUGAUCAAGCUUGCUACACCUUCAACUAAUGAUCGUCUUCAACUCUCCCUGCUGGAUCUCAUGAAUAGGCCAGCUAACGUUCCCGUGAUCUUCUUCUACGAAACUGAUGAUGAAGAUGUCGCGCCAGAGAUCAUCUCCGCGAAACUGAAGAGCUCACUCUGCAACGACGAAGGAGCCGUCUUCACUAAGGCACACACCGAUCUCCUUCUCCGUGACUUUCUGAAAGAUGUCAACGCUAGCUCCCUGGAGAGAUUUUACCCGACAAUGGCCCCUGGAGAUUCUCCCACGGAGUGGCCUUUGUUGAGGGUCAAGGUUACUUUCUUCGGAUCGGGAUCUGGAGUGGCGGUCUCAGUCUCUGCUUCUCAUAGCAUCUGCGACGCAAUCUCACUGCUGACCUUCAUCACGGACUGGGCCACGACCACCGCAAAAGGGAGGAUGUCCUCAAAUAAUAAUAAUAAUAAUAAUAAUAAUAAUAAUAAUAAUAAUAAUAAUAAUAAUAAUAAUAAUAAUAUUCAUUUUGCUGAGACGACCAUUUACCGUCCUCCUGAUAUCUCUUUUUUACGGUCCCUAUCUACUGCCGGUCCACCAGGGAAGUGUGUAAUGAAUAGGUUUGUCUUCGAAUCUUAUAAGACCGAAGAGCUGAAACGGAAGGUCGAAGGAGCACUGUGUGAGUCAAUAGCUAAGAUGCUCUUCUACAAAAAAAAUUAA
This is a messenger RNA of Eruca vesicaria subsp. sativa (arugula), 735 nucleotides long. Lineage: Eukaryota; Viridiplantae; Streptophyta; Magnoliopsida; Brassicales; Brassicaceae. The record is from the annotation of a GenBank genome assembly.